This is a messenger RNA of Cylicocyclus nassatus, 1059 nucleotides long. The record is from the annotation of a GenBank genome assembly. NCBI's taxonomy places the organism in Eukaryota, Metazoa, Nematoda, Chromadorea, Rhabditida, Strongylidae.
AUCCUGAUGAAAACCCCUGAUUAGUGCAGCAGAUUGGAGAACUUUGAUAACAGUUACUUUGUUCUUUGCUCGCAUUACAUUGCAAGUGCAACAGACAACAACGUCCAACCAGUAAUUCCUCUUCGCCCCACCAUCACCAAUGCGUCGAUUCGAUGGAAAAGUUGCUAUUGUGACAGGUUCUUCUUCUGGAAUCGGAGCUGGAACAGCAUUGCUAUUUGCAAAAGAGGGCGCAAGAGUAACCAUCACAUCGAACAAAACCGAAGAGCUUGAGGCAACAAGACAGUCUAUAAUCAAAGACUCUGGAUGCAAGGAAGACGACAUUCUUGCCAUACCUGGCGAUAUUCUCGACGAUACUGUGAAAGAAAAGAUCGUAUCGGAUACGGUAGCUAAAUGGGGCAGGAUCGAUAUACUGGUAAAUAACGUUGGAGGAAUGUUACCUGAUGAAAAUGGAUCAUGCGGUUUGUCGGGAGAUAUCAGCUACUUGAAGAAGACAAUGGAUCUGAAUACUUAUAGCGCAGUUCAAAUGGUGAAACUAUGCCGUCCAUACUUGAUCAAGGCGAAAGGAGAGAUUGUCAACGUGUCCAGCAUUGGCGCUAUGCCAUUCGGGUGUCCACGAUGGGCCUAUUAUUCCAUGGCCAAAGCGGCACAGGACCAGCUGACUCGUGCAUUGGCAAUCGACCUCAUUGCUGAGGGAGUACGUGUAAAUGCUGUACGGCCUGGUACUACAAGGACUAACUUCUGCGUCACUGCUGGUAUGAAGCCGGGAGCAGCUGAAGAGCUGUACAAAGCUGCUGAAAGCUCACCGGAUACCCUACCUAUCAGAAAAUGUGGAGAACCAGAAGAUAUCGCAAAUCUUAUCGCAUUCUUGGCAGAUCGAAGCCAAUCACGUUAUAUGAUUGGCCAAACUGUCACUAUCGAUGGCGGUUCCAUGCUAGUCAAUUGCUCUGAUGCCACUGCAUUCAAGGAAUAAAUUCCAAACGUAGCUAUAGAGAAUGGAUUUAUAUCAAUGAAUUAAUCUGUUGUUCAUUUGAAUAAUAAAUCAAUAUCUUCGUUACAAAA